Messenger RNA from Mercenaria mercenaria, 1395 nucleotides. RefSeq names its product prolyl 4-hydroxylase subunit alpha-3-like. NCBI's taxonomy places the organism in Eukaryota, Metazoa, Mollusca, Bivalvia, Venerida, Veneridae. The coding region runs from base 1 to 1170 and encodes 389 amino acids. The record is from RefSeq and is a predicted model, not a curated record. Gene Ontology annotation, molecular function: protein binding. The transcript is spliced from 10 exons.
AUGCGAUCAAAGGUUGAGAACAUCGCGGACAAUAUACCGUCUGGAAGCAACUUGAAGCAUGUCAUUACAGGGGUACUCCGAUUACAAGCUAUAUAUAAUGUUUCUGUGGGUGACGUCAUGUCCGGUUCGUUCUCGGAAUUCCCAGCUCUAUCUAGUUUGUCAUUGGACGACGCAUUUGAAUUUGCACGUGUCGCCUACGAAACGGAGCAAUACUAUCUCUCCGUUGUUUGGCUAAAAGAAGUCAUCUCACUGUACGACCAACAAAGUAGUGCAAAGUUUAAAUUGAGUAAUGCCAUGAAUCUUCUGUCGUCUGCUUAUCUAAAGUUACAAAGACCAACAGAUGCCUUAGCGACAUUAGACGAAUUACUUAAGACAGAUCCCAACAAUAUGGUCGCAGUGAGAAACAGUAAAUAUAUCAUACAGAAGAUUGAUAGCGGUAUGGCUGACGCUGACGUCAAUCAGCAGGAACUCAAGAGCAAGAAAGAUAAAUUGCUACAAAAGUAUUGUAAAACAGACGCAAGACCGAGAAAGCCGAAACCUUAUCAGUUCUCUACGUACACAAGCACAAGACAAAUGGGGUAUUUCGACAGACCGAGCAUUGAAACAGAGGUGCUAAACAGAAAACCAUUAAUUGUGUUGUACAAAAAUAUAACAACCAAAAGUCAACAAAAGGCGGUGGCAUACUUGGGAUAUGAGCAGAUGAAGGCUAUUAUGUACAAGAACCGUUACACACACCCGGGAGGAAUUGAUGGACUGCACGUGGAAGACAACACAAAUUGGCAGUGGAUACCCAAUCUACAAUCAACAUUGUAUGAAAUUGAUAUAACUGAAAGAAAUCCCAUAGAAUCAAGACUAAUGGUACGAAAUAUUGGCCUGCAUGGCAUGGAAAAUAAACCAUUGGGUGAUUCUGAACGAACGAGACUUGGAACGUUUUUAGUAUUUCUAACGGAACCAAAGUACGGUGGUGGCGAUGUUGUGUUUCCAUUUGUUAACAUCAAAGUUAAACCAGAAAAGGGUUCAGUGUUGUUUUACGAAAGAAAAGUACAUAAACAAGCCACUAUAUGUCCAGUUAUUGCCGAUACUGAGUGGGUUGGAAUAUAUGGGCUUUAUGACCAGCUUUACAGUGAUAUAUGUUACAAGGACAUUCUACGUAGGCCUUCAAUGAAGUAAAAAGCAGGGGUUUUCGCUAUAAUCAUUUAAAGCAACAACCGUGUCAUCAGUUGAAGACAGACACUUACUAACUACAUUUUACAUUGAAAUUUAUAUGUUAGCUUUUUAUUUUUACGCUUGAAUAUUAUAAACGAUUCUCUGUCGAUAUAUAGUCACAACGUCUGUAUAAAUUAUAUUGAUAUGUAACAAUAUUAAAAGGUUAUACAAUAAAGAAGGAAAAAUUAA